Messenger RNA from Anguilla rostrata (American eel), 3255 nucleotides. RefSeq names its product TSEN54 tRNA splicing endonuclease subunit (gene tsen54). The record is from RefSeq and is a predicted model, not a curated record. Bases 198 to 1793 code for a protein of 531 amino acids. Gene Ontology annotation, cellular component: tRNA-intron endonuclease complex. The transcript has 12 exons. Lineage: Eukaryota; Metazoa; Chordata; Actinopteri; Anguilliformes; Anguillidae. Gene Ontology annotation, biological process: tRNA-type intron splice site recognition and cleavage.
CCGAAGUUAUGUGGCAGUCCACCUCGCGAGCGCUAAUGAGUGGCUGUGACGCUGCUGUGUGGAGACAAUGGAUUUUCACAGGUGUGACGACGGCGGUGUAACCGUGUUUGUUUACAGGCUAACGUAGGCUAUAACAGCGACUACUACACGCUCGAGGUGCGCUAGGACCCAGAUGCGUGUAGUCUCGUUGUUCAGACAUGGCAGACUCUAGUCCAACGAGGAAGGACGAGGAUUUGGGAUUCUGUAGUGAAAUGCUCAGCCCCUCCGAGCUGUUUUCCGCACGGUCCCGGAGCCACAAGAUCCCGCUGAGGGGCCAGAAGGACUUCAUCCCGGAUGGGUCCGAGCAGCAGCGGCAGAGGCUCGAGCGCAGCCUGCAGGAACACUGGAACCUGCUGUCGGAGGAGCGCGUGGAGCGGCUUGGAAGCCUCGUGAAGGGCCUGUGGAUCCCCCAGGAAGGCGUGGUGGAGCUGCAGUCGCCUGCUGGGAAGUUCUGGCAGACGAUGGGCUUCUCUGAACGUGGAAAGCAGUUUCUACUUCCUGAAGAGGCCCUUUACCUCAUGGAGUGUGGGAGUGUGCAGGUGUUUUACCGGGACCUGCCUCUGUCGAUCCAGGACGGUUAUGAGCGGUUUCUGUCCCAGGAGACCGUGAGCCUUCAGCAGUAUCAGGUGUUUGGCCAUUUGAAGAGGCUGGGAUACAUUGUGAGCAGAUUCGAUCCUGGGUCCCGCGCCCCCUCUCUGUACGAGCGGCAGCUCAACCUGCCUCAGGGGUCCGACCGGCCGGGGCGACGCCCGAAAAGGAAGCGCAGCCUCAGCCCCGCCCCCCGGCAGUCAGACACACAGGAGGGGCAGUUUGGUGAGAAGAUGGGGCAGGAGGGGCAGUUGGGUGAGAAGAUGGAUGUGGAACAGGAAGGGGAGGCUAUAGACCUGAGGUCUGACUCCUCUCCGGUCCCAGCACCUCCACAGGAGGUGGAGGAGGAGGAGAGGGCAGGAAAGAGGGAGUCUAUAGAUACUGCGUCCGCCUCUGACCCCGCCCCUGGGCGGAGCUGGUGGGCGGGGCAGAAGGCGGACCCAGACCCGAGGCCGACGCGUCGCUCCGGACCACGCUGGGACUUCAGCACCAUCCCCUUCCCGGACCUGGGCUGCGGGGGCCCGUUCCCGACCCUGGCCGCACCCGACCCUGCCUUCCUGCCGGGGCCCCUGUCCGUGGGGCCCUGUGACAUCGCCCCCUGGCUGCGGGGGCUGAACACGCGGGACGAGCGCCUGUCUCGCCGGGAGCGAGAGCGCGACCGCGCCCGGUACCGCCGGGACGUGAACGAGGACCGGGAGGUGCGCCGCUGCCGGAACUGGGCGGAGUAUCGCCACCUGCUGGAGAGGAGGAGCCAGCGCAGCCAGCGGGAGAGACCAGCUCACCUGUGGGAGGGGCAGGUGAAGCCCCUCCUCCAGCCGGGGCAGUACUCCAGUCCCGGUGACCUGAUGAACGGGAUCGGUGUGAUCCACUCUUCCCAUUGGCUGGAGGGAGUGACCCGACUGGGACCGGGCUCAGAGGACUGGAGCGUCGUCUUCAACGUGUACCAGCCGGACACCGUCGCCGACUUCAGGAAGACCAGCCCCGGGAAGCCUUACACACGCAUGUGUGUGUGCAGUUUUGAGGGCCCUGUGCCGGACCUGCGGACUCUGAAGCUGCUGGCCUUCCAGAGCGGGGACGUUCCCGUCACCUUCGCCGUGGUGGACCAUGGGGACAUCUCCUUCUACACGUUCAAGAGCUUCCAGCUGCCCACGGACCUGUCCCACUGACCGGACCGGACCGGACCCAGGAGAGCUGUCCCACUGACCGCACCAGGCCCAGGAGAGCUGUCCCACUGACCGGACCAGGCCCAGGACAGCUGUCCCACUGACCGGACCAGGCCCAGGACAGCUGGCCCACUGACCGGACCAGACCCAGGACAGCUGUCCCACUGACCGGACCAGACCCAGGACAGCUGUCCCACUGACCGGACCAGGCCCAGGACAGCUGGCCACAGCCAGCCGCUUCAGCAACGUCAGAGGGCCUCUGUGUCAAACCAUGUAAACAGAAACUCUCCCGCCAUUGCCGCUGUUCCCUGAACGCACGGGAACAUUCCGGAACACUGACCGCCUCACAGGAGGGAGCUCCAUGCAGAGACCUCCUCGCUUACUCUGCGCUGUAAGACGUUUGCGUGUGUUUCUCACGCAGAGUCCGUGUGUUUCUCACGCAGAGUCUGUGCGUUUCUCACGCAGAGUCUGUGUGUGUCUCACGCAGAGUCUGUGUGUGUCUCACGCAGAGUCUGUGUGUGUCUCACGCAGAGUCUGUGUGUGUCUCACGCAGAGUCUGUGUUUCUCACGCAGAGUCUGUGUGUGUGUCUCACGCAGAGUCUGUGUGUGUCUCACGCAGAGUCUGUGUGUGUGUCUCACGCAGAGUCUGUGUGUGUCUCACGCAGAGUCUGUGUGUGUCUCACGCAGAGUCUGUGUGUGUCUCACGCAGAGUCUGUGUGUUUCUCACGCAGAGUCUGUGUGUGUCUCACGCAGAGUCUGUGUGUUUCUCACGCAGAGUCUGUGUGUUUCUCACGCAGAGUCUGCGUGUUUCUCGCCUCAUUGGUAAGCUGCGUCCUCUCUUGGUGGUGUUUCAUUGCUCACUCUAAUACUCUGAAGGGAAUAGUCAGGUUUCCCAGGCUGCGUGCUCUCAGGCCCUGGUUCUGGGAACUCGCUGUGUGUUGUGGGGACGCGCUGUGUGUUGUGGGGACGCGCUGUGUGUUGUGGGGACGCGCUGUGUGUUGUGGGGACGCGCUGUGUGUUGUGGGGACGCGCUGUGUGUUCUGGGGACGCGCUGUGUGUUGUGGGGACUUGCUGUGUGUUCUGGGGGUGCGCUGUGUUCUGGGGGCGCGCUGUGUGUUCUGGGGACUCGCUGUGUGUUGUGGGGACUUGCUGUGUGUUGUGGGGGCGCGCUGUGUGUUCUGGGGGCGCGCUGUGUGUUCUGGGGGGAACGCUGUGUGGGGGGAAGGAAAUGAGAGCCCAAAGCAUGCUCUGUGUACCAAGGCUGGGAAAGAUCCCCACAGAGCACCCCACACAGUCAUCCAUUACCGCCAUUUAGUCUGACACCAGCGGAGAGGGAGAUCGGCGACGGUUCUUUUUCAUUUCAGAUUUCUUGCCAAUUCUGAGUAUUUCCCCAUAAGGCUGAUUUUCCAGGAAAAAUGUAUAGCCUGUGCUCACUGAAAGAUGCAAUUAAACUUUUGUAAUGAUG